This is a messenger RNA of Malus domestica (apple), 870 nucleotides long. The record is from RefSeq and is a predicted model, not a curated record. NCBI's taxonomy places the organism in Eukaryota, Viridiplantae, Streptophyta, Magnoliopsida, Rosales, Rosaceae.
UUCUGUCGAUUUAUAUUUAAAAAAAAUGUUUCUGUUGGUUUUAACCGACAAUAAUGAAAAAUUUCGAACAUAAUACCCCCUCCAUCUCUUCUUGCGCCGGUGCCUUCUCCCUUCCCCCAUAUUACCCCUUUUCUCCUCCCUGCAUUUCCUUCUCUUCCCUUCUGUGCUCAUUUCCUUCUCCCUUCCCACUUCCUUCCCCCUUUUCUCCCCUCCCUUUCUUCUACCAGGUUCAACACUUGCAGUUUAUUGGGUUACAACCAUGAAAUCGUUAGAUACAGAUGCAGCAACAUACAGUUUGGAGCAUAAGAUGUUGGACCAAGGAGUGCAGGUCCUCUCUGAAAAUGGCCAAGAAACUUUAAAUACAGCUCUCAAAGCUGAUUUGGUUGUAUUGAACAUCGCAGUUUCUGGGAAAUGGUUGGAGGUUGUUCUUCGGGAAAAUGUUCCCCGUGUUCUCCCAAAAGUGUUGUGGUGGAUUCAUGAAAUGUGUGGCCAUUACUUCAAAUUGGAUUAUGUUAAGCACCUCCCACUUGUUGCAGGUUCUAUGAUAGAUCUCCAUUAUCAUAGAUCUCAUCAAAUGCAGUGAAUGCAGGAGAUAUGGAAAAUGCAAAAAGUGCAGUGAAUAUGGAAAAUGCAGAAAGUGGUUGUUUAUUUUUUAUUUAUUAUUAAUAUCUUUUCUGUCAGUUUUAUCGGACAAGAAUGAUUUUAUUUAUUUUUAUUAAUACAUUUUCUGUCGGUUAAAUUCGACAGAAGUCUUGUUGGUUUUAGCCGACAGAAAUACUGUUAUUUAUUCAUUAUUAAUAUAUUCUCUGUCGGUUAUAUCCGACACAAUUUCUGUCCGUUUUAGAGUAUUUUUUGUCGAAAAAUUCAUUU